GGGGAGGGCUUUGUAUGCAUCGCAGAAGUUUGAGUAGCAGUGGUCAAGUGUUUUACCCCCACCCGUAGUGCAAUCAAUAUGCUGAUAGAAUUUAGGUAGCCUUGUUCUCAAAUUUGCUUUGUUCAAAUCCCCAGCUACAAUAAAUGCAUCCUCAGGAUAUAUGGUUUCCACUUUAUAUCGAGUCAGUGAAGUUUCUUUAGGGCUGUCUUAGUGUCUGCUUGAGGUGUUAUGUAUCCAGAUGUGACGAUAACUGACGAGAAUUAUCUUGGAAGGUAAUAUGGCCGGCAUUUGAUAGUGAGGAAUUCUAGGUUGGGUGAGCGGAAGGACUUGAGUUCCUGUAUGUUGUUAUGAUUACACCGUGAGUCGUUAAUCAUGACGGCGCGAUGCAUGGGGAAGCCCAGUGGCUGAACCGAUUCCGACAAUGUAUCCCGAGAGAGCCAUGUUUCUGUGAAACAGAGAAUGUAGCAAUCUCUGAUGUCUCUCUGGAAGGCACCCUUGCUCUAAUUUCGUCUUUGACCUUGUUGUCAAGAGACUGGACAUUGGCGAGUAGUAUACUUGGAAGCGGUGGGCGAUGUGCACGUCUAUGGAGCCUGACCAGGCCGCUCCGUCUGCCCCUUCUGCGCCGCCGUUGUCUUGGGUCGGCUCUGGGAUUAGAUCCAUUGUCCUGGGUGGUGGUCCAAACAGAGGAUCCGCUUCGGGAAAGUCAUAUUCCUGGUCGUAAUGUUGUAGGCCUACAAGGAUCAGAGACGACCACUCCUGGCAGAAAGUCCCAGUCUGCAGUGACUGGCAGUGCAAGGAAAGUGAAGGACAACGCAGCAGACUGGCACAAUCUGAUUCUGAAGUGGGACCGACUGAAUGAUGAAGGAUCCACCAUGGCAAAUAAGAUAGUCAAUUUAGGAUUCAAUAAAAGUUCACAGAAAGAGAUGCAAGUCAUGAUGGCGGGUCAGGACACCUCUGCCAGCUCUAAUUCAGAGAAUGCUUUUGAAAACAGUAGAGAACUAGAAGAGGAGUGUGACAAGUUGCUAAGUGUCGUGGACAAAAUGACUCAUAUUGUAUCAAAAAUGGAGAAGUUAGUUUCCUCUGAGAAGGGGAUCGUCGAUCUAGAGACAUUCCAGUAUGGAACAGGAGGAAGACAAACUCCUUUGUUUCAGACCUGGCCUACGUCACAGUUCGACGUCUCCAACAAGCUCUAUGAAGCAUACAAGCAAGAACUGACUCUGAAACGGGCUAUUCUUCAGGAGCUAGCUCACACAACUAACCCAGACCUUUCAAUGGUGUACCUGUCCUGCUGGCUGUAUCAGCCGUACACAGAUGACAGGGCAAAGUUACUGUUAGAGGGUCUUCUUUUAGAGACAGGGCAUAGGCCAAUUUAACCAACUUCAGUUGGAACAUUAUAUUUUGUUUAUGGACUUAUGGCUACUGUACUAACAAGUCCAUAAAUAAAUGACAACUACUGUAUGGCCAUUACAAAGGAACUCAUGCACAGCAAUGCUGCUGGUUUCAACUCCAUGAAAUAAUAGAAUGAUUUGGUUCUCGCAUCCUUUAUUAGGAAAAUGAGUUCAACUGUACAGCAUAUGAAAUGGUUGUAUUGCAACAAUGAGUCACAAAUGAAACAUGGAAAUGAAUAACCACAAUUUCUUAACUUUUGAUUUUAUUUCCCCUCAUUUGCAUUCAUUUUCAAUGGUAUUAGAAACCUAUUUUUUGAAAAUGUUACACCCAAAUAUAUAAAAAGUAAUAAAAUAGUGCAACAUU
Messenger RNA from Oncorhynchus mykiss (rainbow trout), 1752 nucleotides. It is a transcript of the gene cinp, whose product is annotated as cyclin dependent kinase 2 interacting protein. The record is from RefSeq and is a predicted model, not a curated record. Lineage: Eukaryota; Metazoa; Chordata; Actinopteri; Salmoniformes; Salmonidae.